UUUUAGAAAUCUUUGCAAAUAUUUUUUUUUUUUAAACAACGGAAAUAACACAUUUACAUCAGUAUUCAGACCCUUUACUCAGUACUUUGUUGAAGCAACUUUGGCAGCGAUUACAGCCUCGAGUCUUUUUGGGCACAGCUAUUUUCAGGUCUCUCCAGAGAUGUUUGAUCGGGUACAAAUCCGGGCUUUGGCUGGGCCACUCAAGGACAUUCAGAGACUUUCCCCGUGGCCACUCCUGCGUUGUCUUGGCUGUUUGAUGAGGGUCGUUGUCCUGUUGGAAGGUGAACUUUCGCCACAAUCUGAGGUCCUGAGGUUUUCAUCAAGGAUCUCUCUGUACAUUGCUCCAUUCAUCUUUCCCUCGAACCUGACGAGUCUCCCAGUCCCUGUCGCUGAAAUACAUCCCCACAGCAGGAUGCUGCCACCAUCAAAGUUCGCUGUAGGGAUGGUGCCAGGUUUUCUCCAGACGUGGCGCUUGGCAUUCAGCCCAAAGAGUUCAAUCUUGGUUUCAUCAGACCAGAGAAUCUUGUUUCUCAAUGUCUGAGAGUCCUUUAGGUGCCCUUUGGCAAACUCAAUUUUGACUCUCAUAGUCUGAAUACACUUGUAAAUAAGGUAUUUCAGUUUAAAAAAAAAUACAUUUAAAAAAAUGUUUUAAAAAACAUAAGUUUUCGCUUUGUCAUUAGGGGGUAUGUAACUGACAAUUUACCUGUAAGUCUAUGUCGUUGUUUUUUUGUUUGAAUUGUUUACGUGUUCGCUAUGCGGGGAAAUUAUAAGACAAACGGAACGACGUGGCUAAUAACUGUUGUAACGGGGAUCAUUAUCGUAGCAACACACCUUUGGAGUGAAGGCAAUACCGCGCUGUGUUAGCUAAAUUUUCAUGUCUUCGGGUGUAGUUCGUAAAGGUUGAAGUGUGUAUGUUAGGAUGGAAACGUUAGAAUAAUUAAGGAUGAACCGUGAAUUCAUGCCAGGAAUAAUAAAUGUGAAGUUUUGAUUUCCUCCCUUCUGUAAUAAGCAGCCAAUGAGGGGCUCUCCAAACCAGACCUGUGACAGUGGUGUAUCCAUGGACCUCUUCUUACACUAUUCUCUCGUUCCGUCGGUAAGGGGUCUCUGUGUCCUCGUACAGUACAUUAACAUCCAGUUCGUCAUCGUGGUUGUGCUGUCGGCCCUGCAGAGGAGAUCCAGACACCUGCCCAUUGAUGAGAAGCUCCCCUUUCUCAACAACCGCUUUGGCAUUGUUGUGCCUCUGGACCUCAUGGAGAACCUCAGUAACAGAUGGUCCUAUGGGUUUGCCUUCGGAGCUGUAUCGUCCAGUGUCUUGCUUCUUUUCUCAGAGCAUUACAUGACCUUCAACGUUCCACCCUGGGCCAAAGCUUUUGUGUACCUUGUGGGUGCUCUCGAGGUGGGCCUGGCCUAUUUCCCUUUCUUUGCGUGUCUGUCAACCCCUUGCAGAGAGUUUGGGGCUGUUCUGGGAAUCCUCUACUCUUUGACAUGGAUAAUCAUCACGCUGUGGGAUACAGUGAUGUGUCCCAUUGGUAAGAUACUGGGUAGUCACCAGAAGCUUGUCUACCAGUGGCCGACCAUUUUGUCUCUCGUAUUCCUCCUGGGGCGGUUCACAUACAUGCUGGUCAAAGCUGUUCGGAUUCGACUCCAGCUUGAAACUGAGGACCAAGACCAGCUAAUCCAGUGUCACCAGGCCAAGCAUGUACAGAGGUUGUUGAGGAGGAUCCCUAUUGAACAGAAACUGGAGGCCAGUUGGUUCCAGAGGAGGGUCUAUGACUGGGACCCCCACUUCAAGUUCCCUAACAGAAUGAUCGGCACAUCCAUCAUAUCCCUGAUUGGCUUAUACACGAUGACUUUGGCUGACUAUAGUCUCAGUGACUAUGCGUUUGAUAAAUUGGAUGUUCUGAAAGACCAACUGAAGAAGCUGGCUUUUUCCUGCAAUGAGACAGAGAUAUUUGUAGCUAUGAUCCCCCAAUUUGAGGAAUUCGCUCACGUUGCCAGAAACUGCUGGCUAGCCACGACCAUCUUUGCCAGCCUAACGUCUGUGUCAUACACAUUCCAUGUGUUAGCAUGCUACCGGAAACAUCUGAAGAGAUUGUGGGCGGGGGAGAAGGCCUUUCUUCCUGAGAAAUUCCAUAAUCCCAAUUCUGCAGUCAGUGUGGCUGCCAUCACAAGAUACUCCGGAUGGCAAAUAGCAUUUACUUUGUGGGGUUUUCUAAUUGUUCACUUUGUCCAGUUCGUCUUUGCGUUGCUCUUUACCUACGGAGUGGUCCUCCCCAUCCAAAAUGGAAGAGUGUUGGAAAUGUUGACCAACAUGGGAACCAUUCUUUUGACCAUAGGUAUCGUUAUAGGAUUGGUUAUACUACAGGUGGUGCUGGUCCAAGUGUUCUUCCUUCAGGACAAGAUCUCACCGUCAGACAGGAAGAAACCUCUGGCACUCAACAACAGGAAGGCGUUCCACAACUUCAACUACUUCUUCUUCUUCUACAACGUUGUGAUGGGCCUGAGUAACUGCAUCCUGCGUCUGCUAACCAGCUGCGUGGUGGGCACCUGGCUGGUGUCACGCAUCGACCGUACCAUCAUGCCGAAGGGAUACGAGUCCAUGGACCCUGGUUACAGUACUUGGAUCGGGAUGAUUUUUGCAGACCACUACCACAACAAUCCUGUCAUGGUGUGUUUCUGCCAUCUUCUCCUGUCCAACACCACGGCGAAACAACAGAGGACCACAGAGGCAGCAUCCUACUCCACGUUCAACAACACAUCUUCGCCAGAUUCAGCCCGUGGAAGCAGGGCCAGGCGGCGAUGGAUGCUCCUCUACACCCUGAUGAAGAACCCACGACUGAUCCUCCUGAGGAAGAACAGGACCUCGUCCAGUCCCACUCACCACCAGGACACUGUGGUCCAAGCCUGGCUGCUGGCCUCUCAGACCGAACAGAUGGGACAGGCACCAGAGAUGACGGCCACAGCCGCUACAGUUACGUCAGAUCAGACGAUGACCAAUGGGCAGGCAUUAACUGACUGAUUCUGCUCCGGGUUUAUACACGCGCGGCCUGAAAUAGUGUAGUACAAUACUGUGAUGUAACAUUUAGUAGACCUACAGACAUUCCGAGGACACGUUUUGGCUCAUGAGUGCUACACUUGAUACUACAGGCCAAUUCUUCUGUAGGCCAAGCUCUUACAAUGUAUUGUAUUGUAUGUGAUGAAUAAUAUGAUUAAUGUAUUGUAAAUUCGGGAAAUAGCUACAUAAUUACUUCUACUGUGAAAGAUGACAGGACAAAUGGACACAGUUAUGCUUUUUACCUCAUAAUGGCCCGUUUGUUUUUAGUAGGCCACAUAGCCGCGGGAAGUAGAGGUGCUGAGGGCGCUGCAGCACUCCCUGAAAAAUCAUCAUUAAAAAAAUAUACAGUACCAGUCAAAAGUUUGCACACACCUACUCAUUCAAGAGUUUUUCUUUAUUUGUACUAUUUUUCUACAUUGUAGAAUAAUAGUGUAACCCUUGAAUGAGUAGGUGUAUCAAAAAUGUUGACUGGUAAUUGUAUAUACAUUUUAAAAUAUGUUUAUUCUUAAAUAUGUUUUUUUUUCUUCUCAUAAAAAUAGUGCACUGGGCCUUUACUACUAUUAGCAGAACAAUAUAGAUGUCUGUAGCUCAAGCAACAAAAUAAUUCAGCAUCUCUGCUCUGGCAAAAAAGCUAGUUGUAUAAUUAAGAACAGUAUUUUGCAGGAUUAAAUUGUAGGAAUUGAA
Oncorhynchus keta (chum salmon) is the source of this 3739-nucleotide messenger RNA. It is a transcript of the gene stra6l, whose product is annotated as STRA6-like. Gene Ontology annotation, molecular function: retinol transmembrane transporter activity; signaling receptor activity. The transcript has 18 exons. The coding region runs from base 1016 to 3019 and encodes 667 amino acids. Gene Ontology annotation, cellular component: plasma membrane. The record is from RefSeq and is a predicted model, not a curated record. Gene Ontology annotation, biological process: vitamin A import into cell. Lineage: Eukaryota; Metazoa; Chordata; Actinopteri; Salmoniformes; Salmonidae.